Molecule: messenger RNA, 1365 nt
Organism: Mitosporidium daphniae
Lineage: Eukaryota; Fungi; Microsporidia
Exons: 3
Coding region: 1-1365 (454 amino acids)
Biological process (GO): protein N-linked glycosylation; nucleoside diphosphate catabolic process
Cellular component (GO): Golgi apparatus; membrane
Molecular function (GO): GDP phosphatase activity; UDP phosphatase activity
Source: RefSeq, a predicted model, not a curated record
AUGGAUCUCCUGGUUUACGAUGAGAAGGAUGUUGACGCCCUCAAUGCAUAUCAUCUGUACUCCUACUCAAACAAAAGUUUCUAUCAAGAGGAGGUCAAAUAUGCGAUUGUCAUCGAUGCUGGAUCAUUUGGGACCAGGAUUCACGUCUACUCGCUCAAGUAUGUUAACAAUGCGGUACAUUCUCUAUUGGAUGAAGUGUUCGUAGAAAUCGCAAAGCCACUUUCGGCCUUUGCUGGAAGGGAACAUGAACUGGAGGAUGCGAUCUUUGAUCGCCUACUGCGAGUGGCAAAAGAAAGCAUUCCAUCCGAAUUAUAUCUAUCCGUUCCUGUGUCGGUAAAGGCUACCGCUGGGCUUCGACUUUUAUCGCAAGAGUCUGCAGAGAAAAUUCUAGCCACCGUUCGCUCCAUAUUGGCAAAAUGGCCAUUCGUCCCUGAAAAGAAUAGUCUGGAACAUGCCGUUUCAAUUAUACAAGGCCGAGAUGAAGGCAUAUGGGCAUGGAUCACUUUGAACUUCUUACUCGGAAAGAUUGGCGGCUUGGCUGACAAAUCUUCCCACCCGGAGGUCAAAACAGCCGCAUCGAUGGAUUUGGGCGGUGCUUCUGUUCAAGUGGUAUUUGAAAUUAGUCCAGAGGAGGCUCAUUCCCUGUCAUCUUCGUCCCAAAUGGUGCUUUCAGUGGUUCAUUUUGGCGGAAAGGCAUAUCAUCUAUUCCAGAAUAGCUUCCUUCGAUAUGGCACAAACGAGGCUAGAAAAAGAAUACUCAAGUCUGAAGUCGAGUCUUUCAGGCCGUGUACUUCUAAAUCGAUAAUUGACGAAGACAAUAGCGAAGAUGGCCCAGUUUUGCUGAAGCAUCGCAUUGAUGUGGUUGGGUGUCUUCGACAGGUUCGGAGAUAUUUGAAUCUUGACAUUGACUGCCUUCAUCCAACGUGUUUCUUUGCUGGAAUUCCAUCACCUUCGCAAAUUCCCUUUAAAAACUUGAACUUGUUUGCCUUUUCAAACUUUCAAGAAAAGCUCCAUCCAUUCCUGCAUCAGACAGAAAAUGCGGGAGAAAAUUUUGAGCUCAGUAUUGAGGAAAUUUGGAAACAUGUCUUUCUUCAUUGUGAUAACAUUGUUGGCGAAAUAAAGGACGAUCAAUCGACUUUUGUUCUUCCACGGCCGCCAUAUUUGCCGCUAAGAGACGCACUAAGAAAAAUGCCAAACUUUUGCCUGGACAACGUGUACAUCUACUCGCUGCUAACUGAUGGCUUUAAAAUACUUCGAUCCGACUUUAAAAUCAAUUUUGUAAAAAAAAUCAAUGGAAUUGAAGUUUGCUGGGCAUUGGGCGCUGCAAUCAAGAUGAUUGAGGAGCAAUCUUUAUUUGUUAAAUAA